Linum trigynum is the source of this 5650-nucleotide messenger RNA. The record is from the annotation of a GenBank genome assembly. NCBI's taxonomy places the organism in Eukaryota, Viridiplantae, Streptophyta, Magnoliopsida, Malpighiales, Linaceae.
GGAUGACAUUUUUGUAAUUUUUUGGGCCACGAAAGGCCAUUUUCUUUGGAUAUUGAAGGAUACAGAUCACGGAUUCGGCCUGAGGCUAUUCUCUAACGAUGAUUGAGUCUAAUAAGCACUGAUUUGGGUGGAUUUAUUCCGCGUCAAUUUUUGGCAGAUUCCAAUGGGGUACCAUCACAGUUUUCGGGCGAUUUAUCCGAAAUGCCAUUUUCUUUCAAUUCUGAAGGCUACAGCACACGGAAUCAGGUCGAGGCUAUUCUCCACCGAGAAUUAAGUUUAUUGAUCCUAUUCUCCACGGAUGAUAAGUCCCUUAUGCACCGAUUUAGUCCAAUUUAUUUUCGGAUAGCAUUUUCAUAAUUUUUUAGGCGAUGAGAGGCCAUUUUCUUUGGAUAUGAAGGUUACAGAUCAAGGAUUCAGCCUGAGGCUAUUCUCCAACGAUGAUUGAAUCCAUUAAGGACCGAUUUGGGCGGAUUUAUUCAGGGUCAAUUUUUGGCAGAUUCCAAAGCGGUACCAUCAUAGAUUUCAGGCGAUUUAUCUGAAAUGCCACUUUGUUUCGAUUCUGGAGGCUACAGAUCAUGGAAUCAAGCCGAGGCUAUUCUCAACUGAUAAUGAAGUCUAUUCGAUGUUAUUCUCCACGGAUGAUAAGUCCAUUAAGCACCAAUUCGGGCCAAUUUAUUUUUGGAUGGCAUUUUCGUAAUUUUUUGGGCGACAAAAUGCCAUUUUCUUUUGAUAUUGAAGGCUACAGAUCACGGAUUCGGCCUGAGGCUUUUCUCCAACGAUUAUUGAGUCCAAUAAGCACUGAUUUGGGCGAAUUUAUUCCGGGUCAAUUUUUGGCAGAUUCGAAAGGGGUACCAUCACAGAUUUUGUGCGAUUUAUCCGAAAUGCCUUUUUCUUUCCAUUCUGGAGGCUACAGAACACGGAAUCAGGCCGAGGCUAUUCUCCACCGAUAAUGAAGUUUAUUGAUCCUAUUCUCCACGGAUGAAAAGUACAUUAAGCACCGAUUUGGUCCAAUUUAUUCUUGUGUUGCAUUUUUGUAAUUUUUUAGGCGAUAAGAGGCCAUUUUCUUUGGAUAUGAAGGCUACAGAUCACGGAUUCAGUCUGAGACUAUUCUCCAACGAUGAUUGAGUCCAUUAAGCAACGAUUUGGGCGGAUUUAUUCCGGGUCAAUUUUUGGCAGAUUCCAAAGGGGUACCAUCACAGAUUUCGGGCGAUUUAUCCGAAAUGCCAUUUUGUUUUGAUUCUGGAGGCUACAGAUCACGGAAUCAAGCCAAGGCUAUUCUCCACCGAUAAUGAAGUCUAUUGAUGUUAUUCUCCACGAAUGAUAAGUCCAUUAAGCACCGAUUUGGCCGAAUUUAUUUUCAGAUAGCAUUUUCGUAACAUUUUGGGCGACGAAAGGCCAUUCACUUUGGAUAUUGCAGGCUACAGAUCACGGAUUCAGCCUAAGGCUAUUCUCCAACGAUGAUUGAGUGCAUUAAACACCGAUUUGGGCGGAUUUAUUCCGGGUCAAUUUUUGGCAGAUUCCAAAGGGGUACCAUCACAGAUUUGAGGCGAUUUAUCCGAAAUGCCAUUUUAUUUCGAUUCUUGAGGCUACAGAUCACGGAAUCAGGCCGAGGCAAUUCACCACCGGUAAUGAAUUCUAUUGAUCCUAUUCUCCACGGAUGAUAAGUCCAUAAAGCACCGAUUUUAGGCCAGUUUAUUUUUGUAUGACAUUUUUGUAAUUUUUUGGGCAACGAAAGUCCAUUUUCUUUGGACAUUGAAGGCUACAGAUCACAGAUUCGGUCUGAGGUUAUUUUCCAACGAUGAUUGAGUCCAUUAAGUACCAAUUUGAGCUGAUUUAUUCUGGGUAAAUUUUUGGCAUAUUCCAAAGGGGUACCAUCACAGAUUUCAGGGGAUUUAUCCGAAAUGCCAUUUUCUUUCGAUUCUGGAGGCUACAGAUCACGGAAUCAGGUCGAGGCUAUUCUCCACCGAUAAUGAAUUUUAUUGAUCCUAUUCUCCAUGGAUGAUAAGUCCAUGAAGCACCGAUUUAGUCCAAUUUAUUUUCGGAUGGCAUUUUCGUAAUUUUUUAGCCAAUGAGAGGCCCUUUCUUUGGAUAUGAAGGCUACAGAUCACGGAUUCAUCCUGAGGCUAUUCUACAACGAUGAUUGAGUCCAUUAAGCACUGAUUUGGGCGGAUUUAUUCCGGGUCAAUUUUUGGCAAAUUCCAAAGGGUUACCAUCACAGAUUUCGGGCGAUUUAUCCGAAUUUCCAUUUUGUUUCGAUUCUGGAGGCUACAGAUCACGGAAUCAAGCCAAGGCUAUUCUCCACCAAUAAUGAAGUCUAUUGAUGUUAUUCUCCACUGAUGAUAAUUCCAUUAACCACCGAUUUGGGCAAAUUUAUUUCGGAUAGCAUUUUCGUAAUUUUUUGGCCGACGAAAUGCCAUUUCUUUUGAUAUUGAAGGCUACAAUCGACCUGAGGCUAUUCUCCAACGAUGAUUGAGUCCAAUAAACACUGAUUUGGGCGGAUUUAUUCCGGGUCAAUUUUUGGCAGAUUCCAAAGGGGCACCAUCACAUAUUUCGGGCGAUUCAUCCGAAUGCCAUUUUCUUUCGAUUAUGGAGGCUACAGAUCAUGGAAUCAACCCGAGGCUAUUCUCCACCGAUAAUGAAGUCUAUUCGAUGUUAUUCUCCACGGAUGAUAAGUCCAUUCAGCACCGAUUUGGUCGAAUUUAUUUUCGGAUAGCAUUUUCGUAACUUUUUGGGCGACGAAAGGCCAUUUACUUUGGAUAUUGAAGGCUACAGAUCACAGAUUCAGCCUGAGGCUAUUCUCCAACGAUGAUAAAGUCCAUUAAGCACCGAUUUGGGCGGAUUUAUUCUAGGUCAAUUUUUGGCAGAUUCCAAAGGGGUACCAUCACAGAUUUCAGGCGAUUUAUCCGAAAUGCCAUUUUCUUUCGAUUUACGAAGCUACAGAACACGGAAUGAGGUCGAGGCUAUUCUCCACCGAUAAUGAAGUCAAUUGAUCCUAUUCUCCACGGAAGAUAAGUCCAUUAAGUACCAAUUUGGCCAAUUUAUUUUCGGUUGGCAUUUUCAUAAUUUUUUGGACAACGAAAUGCCAUUUUCUUUUGAUAUUGAAGGCUACAAUCGACCUGAGACUAUUCUCCAACGAUGAUUGAGUCCAAUAAACACUUAUUUGGGCGGAUUUGUUCCGGGUCAAUUUUUGGCAGAUUCCAAAGGGGUACCAUCACAGAUUUCGGGCGAUUCAUCCGAAAUGCCAUUUUCUUUCGAUUAUGGAGGCUACAGAUCAUGGAAUCAACCCGAGGCUAUUCUCCACCGAUAAUGAAAUCUAUUCGAUCUUAUUCUCCACGGAUGAUAAGUCCAUUCAGCACCGAUUUGGUCGAAUUUAUUUUCGGAUAGCAUUUUCGUAACUUUUUGUGCGACGAAAGGCCAUUUACUUUGGAUAUUGAAGGCUACAGAUCACUGAUUCAGCCUGAGGCUAUUCUCCAACGAUGAUAAAGUCCAUUAAGCACCGAUUUGUGCGGAUUUAUUCCGGGUCAAUUUUGGGCAGAUUCCAAAGCGGCACCGUCACAGAUUUCAGGCGAUUUAUCCGAAAUGCCAUUUUCUUUCGAUUUAGGAAGCUACAGAACACGAAAUCAGUUCGAGGCUAUUCUCCACCGACAAUGAAGUCAAUUGAUCCUAUUCUCCACGGAUGAUAAGUCCAUUAAGCACCAAUUUGGCCAAUUUAUUUUCGGUUGGCAUUUUCGUAAUUUUUUGGACAACGAAAUGCCAUUUUCUUUUGAUAUUGAAGGCUACAAUCAACGUGAGGCUAUUCUCCAACGAUGAUUGAGUCCAAUAAACACUAAUUUGGGCGGAUUUAUUCUUUCGUAAUUUUUUGGUCGAUGAAAGGCCAUUUUAUUUGGAUAUUGAAGCUACAGAUCACGUAUUCGGCGUGAAGCUAUUCUCCAACGAUGAUUGAGUCCAUUAAGCACCGAUUUGGGCGGAUUUAUUCUGGGUCAAUUUUUGGCAGAUUCCAAAGGGGUACUAUCACAGAUUUCGGGCAAUUUAUCCGAAAUGCCAUUUUCUUUCGAUUCUGAAGGCUACAGAUCACGGAUUCAGCCUGAGGCUAUCCUCCAACGAUGAUUGAGUCCAAUAAGCACCGAUUUGGACGGAUUAAUUCCGGGUCAAUUUUUGGCAGAUUCUAAAGGGGUGCCUUCACAGAUUUCAGACGAUAUUUCCUGAAAUGCCAUUUUCUUUCGAUUUAGGAAGCUACAUAACACGGAAUCAGGUCGAGGCUAUUCUCCACCGAUAAUGAAGUCUAUUGAUCCUAUUCUCCACGGAUGAUAAGUCCAUUAAGCACCAAUUUGGGCCAAUUUAUUAUUGGAUAGCAUUUUCGUAAUUUUUUGGGCGACGAAAUGCAAUUUUCUUUUGAUAUUGAAGGCUAUAGAUCUCGGAUUCGGCCUGAGGCUAUUCUCCAACGAUGAUUGAGUCCAAUAAGCACUGAUUUGGGCGGAUUUAUUCCGGGUCAAUUUUUGGCAGAUUCCAAAGGGGUACCAUCACAGAUUUCGGGCGAUUAUCCGAAAUGCAUUUUCUUUUGAUUUAGGAAGCUACAUAACACGGAAUCAGGUCGAGGCUAUUCUCAACCGAUAAUGAAGUCUAUUGAUCCUAUUCUCCACGGAUGAUAAGUCCAUUAAGCACCAAUUUGGGUCAAUUUAUUUUCGGACGGCAUUUUCUUAAUAUUUUGGGUGACGAAAUGCCAUUUUCUUUUGAUAUUGAAGGCUACAGAUCACGGAUUCGGCCUGAGACUAUUCUCCAACGAUGAUUGAGUCCAAUAAGCACUGAUUUGGGCGGAUUUAUUCCGGGUCAAUUUUUGGCAGAUUCCAAAGGGGUACCAUCACAGAUUUCGGGCGAUUUAUCCGAAAUUCCAUUUUCUUUCGAUUUAGAAAGCUACAUAACACGGAAUCAGGUCGAGGCUAUUCUCCACCGAUAAUGAAGACUAUUGAUCAUAUUCUCCACGGAAGAUAAGUCCGUUAAGCACCAAUUUGGGCCAAUUUAUUUUCGGAUGGCAUUUUCGUAAUUUUUUGUGCGACAAAAUGCCAUUUUCUUUUGAUAUUGAUGGCUACAGAUCACGGAUUCGGCUUGAGGCUUUUCUCCAACGAUGAUUGAGUCCAAUAAGCACAGAUUUGGGCGAAUUUUUCCGGGUCAAUUUAUGGAAGAUUCGAAUGGGGUACCAUCACAGAUUUCGGGCGAUUUAUCUGAAAUGUCAUUUUCUUUCCAUUCUGGAGGCUACAGAACACGGAAUCAGGCCGAUGCUAUUCUCCACCGAUAAUGAAGUUUAUUGAUCCUAUUCUCCUCGGAUGAAAAGUACAUUAAGCACCGAUUUGGUCGAAUUGAUUUUUGGAUGGCAUUUUCGUAAUUUUUUAGGCGAUAAGAGGCCAUUUUCUUUGGAUAUGAAGGCUACAUAUCACUGAUUCAGUCCGAGGCUAUUCUCCAACGAUGAUUGAGUUCAUUAAGCACCGAUUUGGGAGGAUUUAUUCCGGGUCAAUUUUUGGCAGAUUCCAAAGGGGUACCAUCACAGAUUUCGGACGAUUGAUCCGAAAUGCCAUUUUCUUUCGAUUAUGGAGGCUACAGAUCACGGAAACUGGCCAAGGCUAUUCUCCACCGAUAAUGAAGUCUAUUGAUCCUA